CCUUGAGGCCGCUGAGGUCGUUGGUGUCUGUUGAACGGCUCGUGGAAGUCGUGCUGCCUUGGGUAGGGCGUUAAGGUCGUUCUUGAGCGGAACGUCUCUGUCCGAAGAGAAAAUGAGUUUAGCUCUGAGAAAUGAGCUUGUGGUAGACAAAACAAAGAGGAAAAAAAGAAGAGAACUCUCUGAAGAACAGAAACAAGAAAUUAAAGAUGCUUUUGAACUAUUUGACACAGACAAGGAUGAAGCAAUAGAUUAUCAUGAAUUAAAGGUGGCAAUGAGAGCCUUGGGGUUUGAUGUAAAAAAAGCUGAUGUACUGAAGAUUCUUAAAGAUUAUGACAGAGAAGCCACAGGGAAAAUCACCUUUGAAGAUUUUAAUGAAGUUGUGACAGACUGGAUAUUGGAAAGAGAUCCACAUGAAGAAAUAUUAAAGGCAUUUAAACUAUUUGAUGAUGAUGAUUCAGGUAAAAUAAGCUUGAGAAAUUUGCGACGUGUUGCCAGAGAACUGGGUGAAAACAUGAGUGAUGAAGAACUUCGGGCUAUGAUAGAAGAAUUUGAUAAAGAUGGUGAUGGAGAAAUAAAUCAAGAGGAGUUCAUUGCUAUUAUGACGGGUGACAUUUAAAGAAUUACAAGGAUAAACACUAAGAAUGUUGCAGUUACAUCUCAUAUUCUAUUUUUGUGCUGGAGCCAUGUUAAAAAGAAACCCAACUUAGUUCUCUUUUUCCAAAAGGACCAAAAAUAAGUGUCUUAUGUAUUCAUAUUUUACUACUGUUAAUUUUCUUUGUAUGAGCAGUAUUGUUAGCACUCUAAUAGUUUAGCUUUGUAUUUAUAAUAUAGCUUUUAUAUAUAUAUAUAUAAAAAAUUUAAAAAAUUGAAUCACGUGGUACACAUUCUCUGAAAGUUUUUUAUUCGGCAUCAGUAGUCACUUUUGUUUUGAUGUACACAUUAUGCAGACUUUCAUUAAUAAAGUCUUUAUUUUAGUAGUACUUUAAA
Messenger RNA from Neofelis nebulosa (Clouded leopard), 987 nucleotides. It is a transcript of the gene CETN3, whose product is annotated as centrin 3. The transcript is spliced from 5 exons. The coding region runs from base 113 to 616 and encodes 167 amino acids. Gene Ontology annotation, molecular function: microtubule binding; calcium ion binding. Gene Ontology annotation, biological process: spindle pole body duplication. Gene Ontology annotation, cellular component: microtubule organizing center. The record is from RefSeq and is a predicted model, not a curated record. Lineage: Eukaryota; Metazoa; Chordata; Mammalia; Carnivora; Felidae.